Messenger RNA from Angiostrongylus costaricensis, 927 nucleotides. The record is from the annotation of a GenBank genome assembly. NCBI's taxonomy places the organism in Eukaryota, Metazoa, Nematoda, Chromadorea, Rhabditida, Metastrongylidae.
AUGAUGCCGAACAACGAGUCCGUGCACGAUGUGCUCUUGUGCUUGAAUGCUCCGAUCGCUAAAUGCCCCAUGCCAGUUUGCAUUCGGUUAUUCGCCGAACACCAGCCGGCGGUUUCGAUCCAAAAAGACGUUCUCGACGAAAUGAAUACCUACUACGGCAGAAACGUUGGGUUUAAUUUUCUUCUCCAGCUGAAUAUCAUUAGCCAUUUAAAAUCGGUUUUUGUGGAAACGGGUUUCUCUGGUGAUGAUGAUGGCUUAGCUUCGAUUGCCAGAAUUAACGCUGAAGUAGAUGAUAGCACCGGAGGGCGAGUGAGUUGCGUUUUUCGCGAUAACAAUGGGCCAAACAGAAGAGCACAGAUGGUUCUGGUGUCAGCUGUUGACUGCACCUUCUACUGGAGUUUUCACGGAAAGCGCAAACCGCUCAUAAAAUGCCCGUUCUAUGACUCACCGAACAGAGAUUCAAGCACCAUGAGAUAUAUUUACGUGCCUCGAUCUUCCGUGUUGUGUUCGGUGAGAUUGUCCGAGUGCACCAACAAGAAGCAUUGGUUUGGAUUCCGCCGGAUUUUCGAUCGGGAAAAGUCCGAUCUAUCCGGUAUCUUCUAUCGCAGUCAUUCGUUCUAUCCAUAUUUCGUCACGUUAUGGGAACACUAUCACUUGGCUCAAUUCACGAUUGUACCAGAGCCACCGUCUUCAUCUGCAACCUCCAAGAACAAGGACUUAGUCGACAACAAGCUGAAGAUGGCCACACAGAAGGCGAUGCCUCAUAAAAACCAGACAGGAGCUCCAGCCGAUCUAAAGAAUCGGCAAUUCGAACUUGUUUUAACGUCUAUGACAAAUUCGUGUCCUCAGUUUCUUUUCGAAUAUCGCAAGUUCUGUGAGGAGCGACCCAUGUACGAAUUCUCGUCGGGCGGUCCAUUAUCCGUCUAA